GGUUGGCUCCCCGAAAAAAAAUCGGAGUCUCCCACCAGAAAAUCAAAAUCUGCUCAGCCUCCCCCCAGCGCCGCCUCGCCGGCAGCCGCCGCCGCCACCGGCCACCUCCUCCCCUACCGUUUCCAUCGGCAGCUUUCCCGCGCCGCAACCGCCUCGCCCCGCUACGGCCACCGGCUCGCGCCUUCGCUCUGCUCUUGUCCCUUCUCCUUCCGGAAUCCAGGCGCGCGCGCCGGGACAGGGAAGCGGUCCGGAUGCUACUCUGCUGCUCUCCGUCCCUCCCUGGGCUCCAGACCAGUGCGCAGCUCCCGUCGCUUUGCCCGACCAGCUUGCCUCGGGCUCGGGGCGUGCUCAAUACCGGCGAGCAGGGGAACCGCAGGAGCAGCAAGUUCCACCGCGUCAGGGCGCAAGCUCUGAAGCCCAGGAACCAGUCUUUGCGCGCCGAAUCCCACCGGGCUGAUGGACACGGUGACCCUGCGGAUGAAGACCCGGGAGGGGAGUUGCCUUCCUCCGCGGCGCCGUUGCUGCCGGACGCCGAGGCGGUCGCGUUCUCGCUGCGAAUGUGCCGGAGCGCGGCCGGCGUCCGGAGAGCGCACGCGGCUGCCCUGAGGUCGCUCGACGGCCUGACGGUGUUGGUGUCCAACAAUUUGAUCAGCGCGUACGUGAGGUUCGACGAGACGGCGGCUGCGAGGAAGGUGUUCGACGGAAUGCCCGAGAGGAGCAUCGUGUCGUGGACCGCGAUGAUGAGCGGGUAUCAGAGGCUCGGGCGCCGCGGUCAGGUUGUGAGGCUCUUCUUGGAUAUGCUGGCCACUGGGCUGCGAGGUAACAGCCUGACCUUUGUUUGCCUACUGAAAUCCUGCGGGGAGCGGGGCGAUGCUAGUCUGGGGCGUCAGGUCCACUGUUGCGCCGUGAAGGGUGGGUGGAGCAAUGUGAUAAUGGACAGCGCCGUCGCGCACUUCUACGCUCGGUGCGGUGAUGUCGCUGCUGCUUCAGCCGUGUUCGAUAGGAUGGCUUCCCGCGAUGUUGUCUCAUGGACAACAAUGGUCACGGCUUAUGUGCAGCAUGGGCAUGGUGACAAAGCUCUCCAGAUGUUUCCAGAGAUGGUAUCCGAGGGAUUUCGCCCCAAUGAGUUCACCGUGUGCAGCGCCCUCAAGGCCUGCGCGGAGGAGAAGGCUCUGAGAUUUGGGAAGCAACUGCAUGGUGCUGUUGUGAAGAAGCUAUACAAAUAUGAUAUCCAUGUCGGCAGCGCGCUUGUCACCAUGUAUGCCAGAUGUGGUGAGGUGUUUGAUGCUCAGACGGUGUUUGAUAAGAUGCCAAGAAGAAACACUAUUACAUGGACUUCAAUGAUCUCUGGAUACGCGCAACGUGGCUAUGGCGAAGAAGCUGUCUUGUUGUUCCGAAAGAUGAAGAUGCGCAGAGUAUUUGUUAACAACCUCACUAUCGUUGGUCUCCUUAGUGCUUGUGGCUCUAUGCAGUCACUUUAUCUUGGAAAAGAGCUGCACGCACAGAUAAUAAAGAACUCUAUGGAAGAGAAUCUUCAAAUUGGGAGCACGCUUGUUUGGUUCUACUCGAAAUGUGGGGCACAUACUUAUGCUGCGAAAAUUCUAGAAGCCAUGCCUGACCGCGAUGCUGUCGCAUGGACUGCUAUGAUUUCAGGCUACAACAAUCUUGGCCAGAACGUUGAAGCGCUUAAAUCAUUAGAUGAGAUGUUAUGGGAUGGGGUAGAACCAAAUACUUAUACUUAUUCCUCAGCUUUGAAAGCUUGUGCCAGAUUGGAGUCCCUGCGCGAUGGAAGGAGGAUCCAUGGUGUUGUUAAAAAGACUCAAGCUUUGUCCAAUGUCUUUGUGGGAUGCUCACUGAUCGAUAUGUAUAUGCGGUGUGGGAAAGUUGAAGAAGCUCGAAGAGUCUUUGAUGCCAUGCCAGAGCACAACCUGGUAGCAUGGAAGGUGAUGAUUACAGGAUUUACUCAGAAUGGACUCUGUAAAGAGGCUUUGAAGUACAUGUACCUAAUGCAGCAAGAAGGGUAUGAUGUCGAUGACUUUGUGCUUUCAACAGUUUUGACAUCAUGUGGAGAUCUUCAGUUGAAAUCAGAUUGCAUAUCUUUUCUAGCUCAAUAACCACUUUCAGUGGAGUUUGACUAGUUAGUUAAUAUCAGCCAAAUGCCGGUGCAAUUGUACAAAGUCAAUGGUUGGUCUCAGGAUUCUGAAACAAGUUUCUUUAUCUGAUUAUAUGCAUUAGGAAACGUGAUCAGAAACCAGUCGUUUCAAGGUGUAGCUAUACGUGUCUGUAGUUCUGUACUCCUAGUUCAAAGGAGCCUCAACUAACCAUUGUCCUCUGAUUUCCCUUAAAGCUGUGUAUACCACAUUACCACAAUUUAAGCAUUGUUAGCUUGUUGCAACCAACAUCAUUUCUUGAAGUUUAAUAUAUCCUGUGGUCAACGAGAAUUUGUC
Panicum virgatum (switchgrass) is the source of this 2447-nucleotide messenger RNA. Its product is annotated as pentatricopeptide repeat-containing protein At4g18520, chloroplastic-like. Lineage: Eukaryota; Viridiplantae; Streptophyta; Magnoliopsida; Poales; Poaceae. Bases 252 to 2114 code for a protein of 620 amino acids. The transcript has a single exon. Gene Ontology annotation, biological process: RNA modification. The record is from RefSeq and is a predicted model, not a curated record. Gene Ontology annotation, molecular function: protein binding; RNA binding.